This is a messenger RNA of Trematosphaeria pertusa, 953 nucleotides long. RefSeq lists its product as uncharacterized. NCBI's taxonomy places the organism in Eukaryota, Fungi, Ascomycota, Dothideomycetes, Pleosporales, Trematosphaeriaceae. The record is from RefSeq and is a predicted model, not a curated record. Bases 96 to 803 code for a protein of 235 amino acids. The transcript is spliced from 2 exons.
CCCCGCCAUUGACAUACAACUGCGGAACCUCCGCACCUCUGCCUCCUGCUUUUCUAAGCACCCGACUUCAAACAACGCCUGCUGCGACAGACAACAUGGCGAAGCAGACGCUCCACGGGUCCUGCGCAUGCGGCCGCAACCGUUACGUGGUCGAGAUUCCCGUCCAGCAGGCGCAACUCGCUGAAUUGCGAUACGACAAUACCUCUGCAUCGCGACACCACUCUGCGAGCCCGCUCACGCUCUGGCUACGCGUGCCACUUGAUUGGUACACGUCUGCAACCUUCGCGCAGUUUCCCGACGAGACCCGGUCGAGCAUCCAGCGAACCUUCGUCUCGCCAUUCGCCUCCAACACGCGUCGCCAGUUCUGCGGAUACUGCGGCACACAACUCUCCUCGUGGCACGAGCGGACGCGCGACGACGCCGAGCACAUUUGCCUCACCGUGGGCAGCCUGCUGGACGAGGACCAGGCGCUGCUGAGCGAAUUGGGAUACCUGCCGAGCGGGGAGAGCAGCGAUGAGGACACCGCCGUAGCUGGGCCAUCACGGCAGACGCGUGCGAUAGUACGGUCAGAGCCGCACCCGCGGGGCUCCCCCUGGUUCGAGGAGAUGGUAGAGCACACGAAGCUGGGCCGCUUCAAACAACAGCGAGGUGGGCACACGUCUCAGGACGGUAGCAUCAAAGUCGAGUGGGAGGUCAUGGAGUGGACAGAGGCUGACGAUGCAGACGACGAGGGCUCCGCUACACCCGGCAAGAGGAAGAUCGGAGAGGUUGAGGUUGAGGACACGGAGAUGCGGACCGUGUAAGUCGCAUCAUGAUGGCUAUCAUGACUAGAAUAGGGUGCUCACGCUUCAGGAGGACGAGGACAAAGGUAUCGCAAUGAGGACGGACGCGGGCCAGGCCAUGGAGUUUACGGUGAUUUUAGGCGUGCAGAGUCACGAAGCGUACAUGCUCGC